Molecule: messenger RNA, 2142 nt
Organism: Trypanosoma brucei brucei TREU927
Lineage: Eukaryota; Euglenozoa; Kinetoplastea; Trypanosomatida; Trypanosomatidae
Exons: 1
Coding region: 1-2142 (713 amino acids)
Biological process (GO): response to oxidative stress
Source: RefSeq, a predicted model, not a curated record
AUGCUUCGUCGAGCAUGCCUUGCUGGUAGGGUGAGCGCCAUCGCUACCCCUGGGUUUGCUACUUGUAAAAUACUUUCAAGUGUUUCCUCCAGUGGGAACGACAAGAAAAACACUAAGGCUGGACUGCUGUCUGGAAGUGGAAGUGAAGGACAUCAUACUGGUCCUAUUCCUGGCGCCACUGGGAAGGAUAAUCGACAGGGGAUAUAUUCUACAAGGGGUUCACCUUCCUAUUUUGAGAAACGCUAUCCCCGAAAAGAAGGCGAGUUGGUGAGUAAGCAGGUUGUGGAUCCAAAUGAGCCAAGAGAUCGCUCUGAUAAUUUGAAGGCUCCUGAGUUUGAUACUUCGUUAGGCAAGUUUGAGCAAGCACCAUACUUUACUGGAGGACCUGGUGCCAUGAGGUACAAUAACUAUGUGCGGGAACCGGUGGAUAAAGAAGGUGUAGAUUAUCGUGAUGUUGUUCCACUUCCGCCAUUUGAGGACCAUCACCCAGAUUUCUCGUACGCAUCAGCGACAGGAAAGCGCGAGGGGGACAUUACCCUUUUAGCAAACACUGUCGUAAACUGGGAGAUAAAGGCCGCUAUGAUGUCUCUCUAUCGCUCUUGCCUUAAGGGGCUUCCAAUGGUUAAACACUACUACUGGUUGCUUACGCCACUGCCAGAGAUGAAAUCGAAGAUACGAGAGCGUUUCCUUCAAAAUCAGCACACGAAAGAUCCUGAUGCUAUUAGACAUUUGUUACAUAAUGGAUGGAUGGAAUACCAGGAGGUUAUUUUGUUUAGGCGAACACGGGCAUCGGUUGCCAAAUUUUUUGAAUGGGAAAGCCAAGACGAACUUGUGCGUGGCUACACACGGGAGGAGGGGAAGAUGCAAGAGGAACGCGCCUUCUGGAACGGAGAGGAACAACGAAGGGAGGGCCCAUAUGAUGGACAUUGGUCUUGGCUCGGAAAGGAGAGCGAAAAGGAGUUCGCUAAGAUUGCAGGUAGGAUUCCCAUUUCGUGGUCGACGUCGAAAGGCUACUUUGAAAAAGGACAAGCUGAUGGCACCAAUUAUUGGGAGAAAAACCUGGAUUACGAAGGUUGGUAUAUUAAAAAUGUGGACCCUGAUCGCCAGAACGCAAGGCGUGAAAUGCAGGGUUGGAUUGAAAGCGGGUAUAACCAACCGAAACAUUAUGCUAGCAAAAACAGACGUGGGUAUCGUAGACUUGUUAAGGACAUUGAAACUAUGAUGGAAACUUCGAUGGAGGAUUUAUAUACAAAGAACAGAGAACAGCUGUUCCAAUACCUUAUUAGGGAAACACAUCCGGAAUCAAAUCGUAUUAACGCGGAACGUGUUCUUGCGAGACAAGACGAUGACUUUUACUCUACGAGGUUUGAUGAGUACGAGAAAUACCUGAAGCAGGCAAUGCGUGAGAUGCCCAACCCGCGCUUAUGGAAGACUGAUGCUUUUUACUUUCGAUUACGGUACCUGCUUGCUCCCCUCGAAUACAACUGGGCAAAGGUUCCUAUUGGUAUAUCGCAGGAGAAGUUGUACAACGAAUGGAUUUCUGACAACGCCAACUACGCAAUUUUAAACAGUGCAACGUUUUCAAAUAUAAAGAACAAUAAACUAAAAAAUCCAAUGGCCAGAACCUGGGCCGAUUUUUACAACGACUACGAUCCAGAUGUCCCGGAGACGCGGAGACUUCCUUGGUAUCAUCCCGAUUUUGACUAUGAUCGCCGGCACAAAUGGGAUGAAAGGUGCAUGCGAAUGAAGCGGUGGGUUCAGGGGGGAACUAUUGACGGCAAGCUGCCAUACUUCGACAGUAUCAUAGCCGAGUGGGAACAAUAUGUCAAUCGUCCUGAGCGAUUUCGAGCCUCGGAUAGUGCUGAGCGUCGGUAUGCCGCCCCAAGAAUGGUUCAGCUCUAUCGGUCGUUGAACCGGUUAAUGGAUGUUGCCUUAGUAAAUCAAAUGAGGGCUGUUGUGGAGAGUAGUCUCUUAAAUACUCAAGUGGAGCUAUCACGUGCCUCUGUUACGGACAUCCAAAGGAUGUUAAUAUCCGUGGAUUUCACGGACUUUCGAUUCGUGGUUCCAACUAUCAUAUACCCAGAUGGGGUCCAGCAGCCGGUGGUAGGAUUAGACGGAAAUGUGGUUGUCUCGCAGAUUUAG